AUGUCAGACGUUCGUCACAAGAAAAACGUGAAGGCUGCUUACGAUGCUGGUUUGGAGAAACAACUGAGCGGUCAUACUGAGCUACUGGGGAAACUAAAACUGGAAAUUCUGGAGGAAUUGAAAAUCGAAAUUCGAUCCAAUUUCACAAAGUUGACCAAUACCACUUCCACCACUCCGGUGUCCUCUAGACGGUCUGGUAAUAGGUCACGCACCAUAGGAAGCCGACGGUUAUUCGAGAAAAAGGACAAUAACUUGCCACCUCUUAUGACUGCUACCGGAGAUUCGCCGUCUCCAAGUCUAGGCCGUCUAACUGUUCCCGUUUCUAAGGAUAAGUUUUGGUUAUACCUAUCUCGGAUUUCCCGUGACGUUUCUGCUGAGCAGAUCACCGAACUUGCCAAGCAUCGUUUGUCAACUGAGGAUGUUGAAGUUAUCCGACUGGUUGCUAAGAGUAAAGAUAUCCAAACCAUGUCGUUUGUCUCCUUCAAAGUAGGCGUCUCUACAAAUUUGAAGGCGAAAGCAUUGUCGUCCUCUACAUGGCCCAAAGGAAUGCUGUUUCGUGAAUUUGUUGACAACCGCAAAGCCGAAAAUUUUUGGAAGCCGCCUGGAUUGCCAAUAAAUACACCGCAGACAACUCCGAAAUCCAGCGAGUCACCUCAUCAAAUGCCUAUGACGGAGUGA
Ochlerotatus camptorhynchus is the source of this 678-nucleotide messenger RNA. RefSeq lists its product as uncharacterized. NCBI's taxonomy places the organism in Eukaryota, Metazoa, Arthropoda, Insecta, Diptera, Culicidae. Bases 1 to 678 code for a protein of 225 amino acids. The transcript has a single exon. The record is from RefSeq and is a predicted model, not a curated record.